This is a messenger RNA of Vicia villosa (hairy vetch), 2039 nucleotides long. RefSeq lists its product as uncharacterized. The record is from RefSeq and is a predicted model, not a curated record. The transcript has 14 exons. Gene Ontology annotation, biological process: glucosylceramide biosynthetic process. Gene Ontology annotation, cellular component: membrane. The coding region runs from base 188 to 1747 and encodes 519 amino acids. NCBI's taxonomy places the organism in Eukaryota, Viridiplantae, Streptophyta, Magnoliopsida, Fabales, Fabaceae. Gene Ontology annotation, molecular function: ceramide glucosyltransferase activity.
UCUUCGCUUUCUCUCUCUUGCCAGCCAGCCAGCUUACUUCUCUUUCUCUCUCAUCAAUGCCGCUCUUUCCUUUCUGAAUUCUCAACUCUAGAGAGAGAAACACAAACUAACGUUUUCUAGAGAGAGAGAGAAGGGGUAGUAGGGUAUACACAACACUACACACACAAACUCGCACCAAACAACAACAAUGGCUUCUUUGGAUAUCUUCCUCUUCUCUCUCAGUAGAACCUUCUGUACUCCUUUCGCCGUUUACAUUCAGAUCCAGGGAUGUUUUAUUUGCUUAUUGCUUGCUCUUGGGUGGGCUCUUGCUUCUUAUGUUAGGAACAGAGAGAUAAAACAAAUGAAGGAUGCUAUGAAGAAUGGAAAUAGUUUAUCUUUCCUUUGUCAUGACAUGAAUGAACUUGAGCACUCCUAUCAGGCCAAUCUUCCAAGAGUAACGGUAGUUAUGCCUCUGAAAGGGUUUGGGGAACACAAUCUCCACAACUGGAGGAGUCAGAUAACAUCUCUUUAUGGUGGCCCUAUAGAGUUUCUUUUCGUGGUAGAAAGCACAGAAGAUCCUGCUUACCGUGCAGUAUCACGGCUAAUAUCAGAAUUCGAGGAUGAUGUUGAUGUUAAGGUUAUCGUAGCUGGUUUAUCAACAACUUGUAGUCAAAAAAUUCACAAUCAAUUGGUUGGGGUGGAGAAAAUGCACAAAGACAGCAAGUAUGUAUUGUUUUUGGAUGAUGAUGUUAGGAUACAUCCUGGAUCAAUAGGAGCGCUCACUCGUGAGAUGGAGAAGAACCCUGAGAUAUUUAUUCAAACUGGAUAUCCUCUUGAUUUGCCAUCUGGAAGUCUAGGGAGUUACUGCAUCUAUGAAUAUCAUAUGCCUUGUUCUAUGGGAUUUGCCACUGGUGGGAGAACAUUCUUUCUGUGGGGAGGCUGUAUGAUGAUGCAUUCUGAUGACUUUAGACAAGAUCGUUAUGGUGUAGUCUCGGGACUUAAAGAUGGUGGAUAUUCCGAUGAUAUGACUCUUGCAGCCAUAGCUGGGGCUCAUAAAAGACUUAUUACUUCUCCCCCAGUUGCUGUCUUUCCUCACCCCCUUGCCAGUGAUCUUAAUUUUGGAAGAUACUGGAAUUACUUGAGGAAACAAACAUUUGUUUUGGAGUCGUAUACAACAACCGUUAACUGGGUGAUGAACCGUGCAUUGUUUGGUGUUCACUGCUAUUUGUCAUGGGGAUUUGUAGCACCAUUCUUUAUGGCAAUGAUUCAUCUCACAGCAGCAUUUAGAUUCUAUAGUUUGGGAUACUCACUUGAAGAAGUAACCUAUACUCCUGCUGGAUUAUCACUGGUGAGCUACCUAGCCAUAUGCACCAUUGUGGAACUUCUUUCAAUGUGGAACUUGACAAGGAUAGAAGUUCAACUAUGCAACAUGCUGUCUCCAGAGGCACCACAACUAUCUCUUGCUGCCUAUAAUUGGUGUCUUGUGUUCAUUGCAUUGUUAGUGGAUAACUUUCUAUACCCUCUAUCUGCGAUCAAGUCUCAUUUUUCUCAAUCAAUCAAUUGGUCUGGUAUUUGGUACUAUUUAAAAGAUGGAAAAAUUAUCAAGAUUGAAAGAACCGAAAGAGGCAAGGAUAUGACUCCAGUUUUCACAGACUUGGGAGGGAAACAUUUAUAUGGAAAGAAAGGUAUACCUGCCAAAGGUUCAUUCAUCAGUUCUUUGUCCAGAACUCUGGCGCAAUGGCAUCAACCCAAAAAAUUUGAUAACUAGGCAAAAGCUUCAAGCAGCUGUGUAUCAUUCUCUCACUUUUGAAGCAUGGGUGUUGGUAGAUCACAUUGAUCUCAUUUAUAGUUUGGUGCAAUUCUUGAUUGAUUGUUUUAGAUGAUGGUAGGAGUCCUAGUUCCAUUUUUUCAUUACCCAUUCAAUCCAUUAUUAUUUUUUAGUGCAAGCUUUGCCCCUGGCAUCAUUUUGUAAUUGUAACUGUUAUGUGAUAUAAUAUAUGGAACAGUACUAAAAAAUUGCAAAGUUUAUAAACAAGACAGGCAGUGAAUGAUUCACAUUA